GCCGCCCUCGCCGUUUCAAACCCAUUUUCCGGCCACCACGAAUCGCCGUGCUAUCGCAUCUUCUUUUCAUUCAACACUCUCCGUCAAUUGCCCCGACGGUGUCAUGCCGCCGAAAGCACAGUCCCAGCGGCGCAUCACGCAGUCGCAAAGCGACCAGGUGUACGAGCUAGGUGUCCAGGGAAGGAAAACUGGGCUCAGGCUAGAAGAGCGCCCGCGCGACGAAAACGGGUUUGAGGCUGUCGACGAUCUCUUCUCUUCGCCUAGCAAGGACGAGCCCAAUGGCGCUGUCAACGGGCGCGGAGUCAACGGGCGUGGCCGUGCCGAGUCGGACGAGGAACAGGAUAUGGAAAUCGACGAUGCGUCUGUGAUGGGCCCAGCCACGGCCCUUAAGCAGCGCCAGAACCGCCCUUCGUUGCCACGUGCAAGGUCCCCGAUCAAGACGCACCUCCAGUCUCCGGCGCGCCAGAAUCCGCAUCUUGGCCCGUCUUCUUCGCCCACCCGCGGCUCCAUCGUAGCCACGCGCGAGGCUAGUCCCCCCCAAGCGGUAAACCGCAAACUCGACUUCGUCAAGAUCUCCCAGAGUAGCUCUCAAAACAGAAUGAAGCCCUCGACAAACGGACAACCGAAAGUAAAUGGCGCCAAAGCCCGGAAUGGAAAACUCACCAACGGCCACGCUCCUAUCGUUGAAUCCGACGAAGAGCCACGGGGCAAGCGACGCAACCCCCGAAAGGGAGAGGAGGAGAAGGAGGAGAAGGAGGAGGAGGAGGAGGAAGUGGAAGUGGAAGUGGGUCAAGAAGCAUCGAUUGACGUUCCGAAUGCUGGUAGUGACGAAGUGGACCCUAUAGAUCACGAUGAUCAAGACGACGAUUUACCCGCGGUACCCGAGCCAGAGCCGGAAGAGGACGAGGAGCCGCAGCCAAAGGUCGCGAAACGUAGAGGUCGUAAACCAAAGUCCCCUAUAGCGCAGGUGGAAGAGGCGCCUGCCCGAACUGAGACCGCUGAGGGUUCUGCCAAGGCGCGCCGCGGGCGACCAGCGAAAACCGCACAGCCGGCGAAGCAGCCCGAGCCUAUGAAGAAGUCGCCGAAACGUAGGAGGCCCGAAGAGAGCCCGGCGGACAGCACUGAGGAACAGGAACAAGAGGAGGAUGUGGAAGAUAGGGAUGCAAAACGCCAGCGGACCGAGAAGAAAGAGAAGAAGACGGCGCAAGAUACUUCAUCCAAACCGGCCGCAACAAAGGAAAAGGGGAAGCCGGGUCGAAAGCGGAAAUCGUCCGGGGUUGGCGUCGAUUCGCCCGUAGUCCAACGCGGUCCCCCACUUCCCAGGGGUCGUGGCCUCGUGACGUUGAGGCGGGAAGAAGAGAAUAUCAUGCGAACUACGCGAUCAGGCCGGCUCUCGUACCAACCCCUAAAGUUUUGGCAGGGAGAACAUGUCGUAUUCGACAGCGCGAAGCAACAGGUCUUUGAGGACCGAGGCCGGCACUUUGUCAUGCCGGCUGUCAAGAGCGUCAUGCGCGCCGCCGAGACGAGCCCUGAGGGGCAGCCGAGGAAGCGGCGUGGACGGCCCGCGAAGCGAUCUAAGCCGGGGCGCCGCUCGUCCGCCAUCCAAGAGGAAGAGGUAGAGCGGGAUGAUUGGGAACACGACCCGGGCACCAUCACGGGCGAGUGUAUAUAUUGGCACCCGGAGCACGAGCUGCAGCAGCAGCUGGACGACGACGACCUCGAGGUCGUGGAGGAGGAGCUGGCCAUCUCCGAACCGGCGAUCCAGUUCAAGGACAUCAAGGACGCGACGUUCCGGUUCGCCAAGACCUUGACGAUGCCCUUCUUCGGGUCGGGCAUCGUGGACAUGCCCCCGGGCUCCGAGAAGCGUACUAAGAAUUCUAGGAAGAUGCAAAUGGUAUUCUUCGUGCACGCGGGUAGCGUGCGGGUUAUCGUCGCGCAGACCGAGUUCAGAAUCGGGAAGGGCGGCAUGUGGUUUGUUCCAAGAGGAAAUCAUUACAGCAUAACGAACGACUCAGACUACCCGGCGCGCAUCUUCUUCGCCCAGGGCUGCGAGGUGCUCGUCCAGAGCGAGGAGCCACAGGGCGGGACGCAGGAAUAGAAUAGGCAGUCGGCCGAUCUUUGCAGCUUCUCCUAGCUGCGCCCGUAAUGGGAGAGAAACAGAGGCGGAGAGGAAUCGAAGGGGAACGUUCCUACGAGGAGAAUCGGUA
Molecule: messenger RNA, 2207 nt
Organism: Durotheca rogersii
Lineage: Eukaryota; Fungi; Ascomycota; Sordariomycetes; Xylariales; Xylariaceae
Product: Mif2/CENP-C like-domain-containing protein
Exons: 4
Coding region: 104-2098 (664 amino acids)
Biological process (GO): spindle attachment to meiosis I kinetochore; attachment of mitotic spindle microtubules to kinetochore; kinetochore assembly
Cellular component (GO): kinetochore
Molecular function (GO): centromeric DNA binding
Source: RefSeq, a predicted model, not a curated record